AUGUAUAGAAACUCCAACCCCACAUUUUCACGCGCCGCCGAUUCCCUCAACAAUUUCAAUUUCCCCUCCCCUAUAGCGUCCUCAUUGCAGCAUCAGCAACCACUCUGCAACUACGACUCGCUAUCGCAACUCAACUCGGAGGUGAGUUACAAUAAUAAUGCUGGUGGAAAUUAUAAUAGCUGUAGCAGCGGGUGUACUAGCUACAUGGGAUCGCCGAGUUCGCUGGCGAGUUACGAGACUCAACGAGUUUCAGACCAGUUGAUGCAGAGAAGCAUUAGUAGCCACUCGCUGCAAAAGAAUCAUCCACCCCACCGUCACCAUAAUCCUUUUUCUUCUUUGUUUGCUGAAUUGCUUGAUACAGAGAAUGGUCCGGUGCGACGAGCUUAUAGUGCCGGUGACAUUCAGAGAGUUCAUGGAAUGCAACAAUAUUAUCAUCAAUCAGACAGUCCUUUGUCAACAGAGAGCAGCAUGAUAAUAGAACAAAUGAGCAGACCAGCUAGUCCUUACAGCCCACAAGAAAAGAAGGUCAGGAUUGAAAGAUAUAAAUCCAAGAGAAACCAGAGGAACUACAACAAGAAAAUUAAGUAUGUUUGCAGAAAGACAUUGGCAGACAGUAGGCCACGAAUUAGAGGAAGAUUCGCUAAGAAUGAUGAAAUUGUAAUGAAUCCUCCAAUUCAAUGGAGCCAUAAUAAUGGAGAGGAAUUAGAAGAUGAUGAUGAAGAAGAAAAUUGGGACAAUUUCUUUCACUCAUUGCUUCCUACUUCAAAUCUAUCUCAUGACGAAUUUCAACAUAAUUCUUCUUUUGGUGUGCAAUAUUGA
This is a messenger RNA of Lathyrus sativus (Indian pea), 819 nucleotides long. NCBI's taxonomy places the organism in Eukaryota, Viridiplantae, Streptophyta, Magnoliopsida, Fabales, Fabaceae. The record is from the annotation of a GenBank genome assembly.